GUGAAACUAACAAUCUUUUAUCGAAAGUACGGCGGGGAAACUGGGAAAACAGUGCGUGCGCCCACGAUGACUUUAAAGCUCCAAGACAUGGUGUCCUUCAUGGCUUCCUUAAAAUAAGAAUUUGCUCUGAGGCCUGCGCCAGCUGCAUCAAACAACGACCCUUCUUUGUUAGAGUCCAAGUCGAAUUCCAGUACUAAUCUAUGAAGCAGAGACGAGGACGAGCGGGAGGCAUCAAGUUUGGAGCGGCGAGGUUGGAGCUUGACAAGAGCGGUUGGUUUCCUCCGCUGCUUCUUCCGCCCAUGAAGAAGCUGUGGCCGAACCUGGAGCGGGAGGAUGGGCUGGACACGGUGCUGGAAGUGCCCAUGCCGGAGGAGACGUUCCUCACCGGCGAUGGCUCCCACAGCGGCAAGACGUUCUGCACCAACGUGAAGGCGUGGAUGCGGCCGCACGUUGACCGCGCGCCGCUGUCGCCCAUCGGCAGGGGCGCGGAGCUCCAGCUCAUGCUUGGUGUCAUAGGGGCGCCCCUCGUCCCGCUUCCGGUGCAUGCUCACAACUCCACGCUCAUCAAGGACAUGAAGGAGGACCCGAUUGAAGUAUCGAUGGCGAGGUACAUUGUGCAGCAGUAUAUCGCGGCUUCUGGGGGAGAUCAGGCGCUGAAAGCGAUCAAUAGCAUGUACGCCAUGGGGAAGGUCCGGAUGACGGCGACGGAGAUGUCCAAGGGCAACGGCGGCGGGAGCGGAGACGGCGCAGCGGCUAGCAAUGGCAGGAAGGCGAGGAAGGGCCUCGGCAACGUAGGGGAGAUCGGGGGCUUCGUGCUGUGGCAGAAAAAACCCGACUUGUGGUGCCUGGAGCUCAUGGUCGCCGGGAGCAAGAUCAGCGCCGGGAGCGACGGCAAGGUGGCCUGGCGGCAGACGCCGUGGAACCAGUCGCACGCCUCCCGUGGACCUCCUCGCCCCCUUCGCCGCUCUCUACAAGGGCUCGAUCCGAGAUCGACGGCGAACUUGUUCGCCAAUUCGGUGUGCCUCGGGGAGAAGGCCGUCGACGGCGAGGAAUGCUUCGUGCUGCGCCUGGAUACGGAGGCGACAACCCUCCGAGCGCGCAGCAGCAACAGCGUCGAGAUCAUCCGCCACACAGUUUGGGGCUACUUCAGCCAACGCACAGGCCUACUCGUCCAGCUCGAGGACUCCCACCUCCUCCGCAUCAAAUCGGCGUCAGCGAAGGACUGCGUGUACUGGGAGACCACCAUGGAGUCGCACAUCGAGGACUACCGCACCAUCGACGGCGUCAACAUCGCCCACGCCGGCCGCACCAACGUCUCGCUCUUCCGGUUCGGGGAGACCAACGACGGGCACACGAGGACGCGGAUGGAGGAGACGUGGACGGUGGAGGAGGUGGACUUCAACAUUUGGGGACUCUCAAUGGAGUGCUUCCUCCCGCCCGGCGAUCUCAAGGAGGAGAGGGAUGGCGUUGACAUCAGCAAUGGUGCGCCGGCAGAGAAGGUUACGCGUCUACCAGUAAGAAUAUCUCCAAUGUCCACUGGUAGGAUAGGACCGUCGCAGGUCGCCUCCGUCGACAUAGACGAGUCAGACUCAGCAGGGACACAGGAGGAAGAGGGCAGCACAUGACACGAGCAUGUCACGUGCGUUACCAUUAACCAUUUAGCUUCCUGUGUAAAUAGAGGCGCAAAAAUGUAAAAAUUUUGGGGUUAUUAGCGUAAAUUCAAUCCAAAUGGGCCAAAGCUGGGCCUCAUGUUCGGAGCUCAAUUUCGGAAAUCCUUUCUAUAACCGUUUAGAGAUAU
This is a messenger RNA of Zingiber officinale, 1798 nucleotides long. RefSeq lists its product as uncharacterized. The record is from RefSeq and is a predicted model, not a curated record. The transcript has 3 exons. The coding region runs from base 201 to 1625 and encodes 474 amino acids. Lineage: Eukaryota; Viridiplantae; Streptophyta; Magnoliopsida; Zingiberales; Zingiberaceae.